AUGAGCGUACCGGAGAAAGCAGAUUUACCUGACACUCAGCAAGUCCAGGGGAGCAAUCGAUCCGCUACACCUUCCACCUUCAGCAUACUUGAAGAAAAAGAUCAGACACAUGGCGAGGUCCAAGGAAAAUUGAGUUCCAACUAUGAGGAGGACAGCCCAAACCUACAACGUGUCGAGUCCAACCCCUAUCCAACGACAACAAAGCUCGUCAGCAUCCUCAUAGGUGUCAGUCUCGCCGUGUUUUUGGUUUCACUUGACAUGACCAUUGUUGCUACAGCCAUUCCUAAAAUCACCGAUCAAUUUCAUAGCCUGCAAGACGUUGGUUGGUAUGGAUCCGGGUUCUUCCUAACAUUUUCAGCUUUCCAAUCAACGUGGGGCAAGGCUUACAAGUAUUGGGACCUUAAAGUGGUCUUCAUAAUUGGAAUUGCAGUUUUUGAGGUUGGUAGCUUGAUUUGCGCGCUUGCCCCAAACUCUACUGCGCUUAUCGUCGGAAGAGCCAUCGCAGGUAUGGGAGGGUCAAGCAUCGCAUCAGGAGCAUACACCAUUCUCGCCUUCAGUGCUCCUCCGAAGCAAGUUGCGGCAUAUACAGGAAUUCUUGGGGCCGUCUAUGCUAUUGCAUCGGUGAUUGGACCUAUUAUAGGCGGUGUUUUCACAGACAAUGCAACGUGGAGAUGGUGCUUCUAUAUUAAUUUGCCAAUUGGUGGAUUAUCAGUUGGCAUCAUAUUCUUGAUAUUCCAGACCCCGAAACAAGCUAAGCCGCAAGAUGCAACAUUCAGGGAAAAACUUCUGCAAAUGGAUUUUCCAGGCACUUUUAUCCUGAUGGGCGCGCUAGUCUGUUUGAUUCUUACCCUCCAAUGGGGCGGCGUAACAAAGUCUUGGGGAUCUGCCGAUGUCAUUGGCACUCUGGUGGGCUUUGUCACGAUCCUUGCAUUAUUCAUCGCUGUCGAGAUCUACCAGGACGAGCGUGCCUUGCUGCUUCCACGGCUGAUGAAAAAAAAGUCGAAUAUCCUCUUCAGUCUUUUUCAGGUCUUUGGCUCGUCCUCGUUCAUGAUUUUCAUGUAUUAUUUACCCGUAUACUUUCAGGUUGUCUCGGGAGUCAGCGCAGCGAAGUCAGGAGUUCGCAAUCUUCCAUUUAUCAUCUCCAUCUGCAUGAUGACGAUAAUUAGCGGCGGUAUUAUAACAGUCACUGGACACUUCAUUCCUAUUAUUUUGUUCGGCACAAUAUUGGGAACUGUAGGUUCCGGCCUGAUUUACACAUUCGGUGUUAAUACACCUUCAUCCGAAUGGAUCGGGUACCAGAUCGCAGCUGGUAUUGGUUUCGGGUUGAUCAUCCAAGUUCCAAUCAUCUGUUCUCAGGCACUGUCGACUGCAGAAGAUUUGUCUUCGGUAACGGCCAUUAUGAUGUUUUUCCAGACAGUCGGCUUUGCGGUCUUCGUUUCAGUGGGACAGUCACUGUUCACCAACAAGCUUAUUUUGUCAGCGGAGAAGUAUGUGCCAGGUGUGGAUGUUGCCAAGGUGGUGGCAACUGGUGCUACUGAUUUGAGGAAGGCUUUUCCAGCCGAGCAGCUUGAAGGCCUUAUACAUGCGUAUAUGGAUGGUCUGACCGAUGCAUAUACUAUGGCAAUUGCUAUUUCAGGUGUUUCAUUUCUGGUAGCGACGGCUAUUUUGAUACUCGAUUAUCGACGAUUGAAUCAGGAAGAGACGAAAAAAGCUGUCGGUGCCGCUGCUUAA
This is a messenger RNA of Verruconis gallopava, 1731 nucleotides long. RefSeq lists its product as uncharacterized. The coding region runs from base 1 to 1731 and encodes 576 amino acids. Gene Ontology annotation, biological process: transmembrane transport. NCBI's taxonomy places the organism in Eukaryota, Fungi, Ascomycota, Dothideomycetes, Venturiales, Sympoventuriaceae. The record is from RefSeq and is a predicted model, not a curated record. Gene Ontology annotation, molecular function: transmembrane transporter activity. The transcript is spliced from 3 exons.